This is a messenger RNA of Myotis daubentonii (Daubenton's bat), 5690 nucleotides long. RefSeq names its product DNA polymerase alpha 1, catalytic subunit (gene POLA1). The record is from RefSeq and is a predicted model, not a curated record. Gene Ontology annotation, cellular component: alpha DNA polymerase:primase complex. Gene Ontology annotation, molecular function: single-stranded DNA binding; DNA replication origin binding; chromatin binding. NCBI's taxonomy places the organism in Eukaryota, Metazoa, Chordata, Mammalia, Chiroptera, Vespertilionidae. Gene Ontology annotation, biological process: leading strand elongation; lagging strand elongation; DNA replication.
AUUGGCUUUCAGGCUGGCGCCUGUCUCUGCCCUCGUUCCAGUUUCAGGCUGGUUGGCGCGGAAUCGAGAGACUCCCGGACCAUGGCGCCUGUGCACGGCGACGACUCUGUGUCAGGUUCAGGGAGCUUUGUAGCUUCUCGAUCCCGGCGAGAAAAGAAAUCAAAGAAAGGGCGCCAGGAAGCUCUAGAAAGACUGAAAAAGGCUAAAGCUGGUGAGAAGUAUAAAUAUGAAGUUGAGGACUUCACAAGUGUUUAUGAAGAAGUUGAUGAAGAACAGUAUUCGAAGCUGGUUCAGGCACGCCAGGAUGAUGACUGGAUUGUGGAUGAUGACGGUGUCGGCUAUGUGGAGGAUGGCCGAGAGAUUUUUGAUGAUGACCUUGAAGAUGAUGCCCUUGAUUCUCAAGAAAUAGGAAACGAUAAUAAAACACGCAACAAAGAAAAGAGGAAUGUAAAGAAGAGUGUGGUGACAAAACCAAACAAUAUCAAGUCAAUGUUCAUUGCUAGUGCUGGGAAGAAAACUGGCGAUAAAGCAAUAGAUUUGUCCAAGGAUGAUCUGCUAGGGGACAUUCUACAAGAUCUGACCACUGAGACCCCUCAAAUAACUCCACCACCUGUAAUAAUACCGAAGAAGAAAAGAUCCAUUGGAGCUUCACUGAAUCCUUUCUCUAUGCACACCCCUAAGGUAGUUCCUACAGGAAAAACUGCUUCCCCUGUCUCAAAGAAGGAGCCUCUGUUAACUCCUAUUCCUCUUCAACGUGCUGAAUUUGCUGGAGAGCCAGCACCAGCAGCAGUGUGUACACACGACAAGAAGGAUUCAGGGGCAAUAGAUUUUGAAGAUGGUGACUUUGAUGAGCCCAUGGAAGCUGAGGAGGUGAAUGUGGAGCCCGUGGCUGCUAAGACCUGUGACCAAGCGAGUGAGCCAGCAGAGGUGGUGAAACCCGAGGCAGAUCUUGGGAAAGGGACCACGCCCUGCUUAGGAGGUUUUCUCCCAGAUGUCUCUUGUUGGGACGUUGAUCAGGAAGAUGACAGCAGUUUCUCAGCCCAGGAAGUUCAAUUGGAUUCCAGUCACCUGCCACUGGUAAAAGGGGCAGAUGAGGAACAAGUGUUUCAGUUUUAUUGGCUGGAUGCUUAUGAAGAUCAGUACAACCAACCAGGUGUGGUAUUUCUGUUUGGCAAAGUUUGGAUCAAAUCUGCUGAAACCUAUGUGAGCUGUUGUGUCAUGGUGAAAAACAUUGAACGAACGCUAUACUUCCUUCCCCGUGAAAUGAAAAUUGAUCUAAAAACAGGGAAAGAAACAGGAACUCCAGUUACAAUGAAGGAUGUUUAUAGUGAAUUUGAUGAGAAAAUAGCAACAAAAUAUAAAAUUAUGAAGUUCAAGUCCAAGAUAGUAGAAAAGAACUAUGCUUUUGAGAUACCUGAUGUUCCAGAAAAAUCUGAAUACUUGGAAGUUAGAUACUCGUCUGAAAUGCCACAGCUUCCUCAGGAUUUGAAAGGAGAAACUUUUUCUCAUGUAUUUGGGACUAACACAUCCAGCUUGGAACUGUUCUUGAUGAACAGAAAGAUCAAAGGACCUUGUUGGCUUGAAGUUAAAAAUCCACAGCUCUUAAAUCAGCCAAUCAGCUGGUGUAAAGUUGAGGCAAUGGCUUUGAAACCAGACCUGGUGAAUGUAAUUAAGGAUGUUGGUCCUCCCCCUCUUGUGGUGAUGUCUUUCAGCAUGAAGACAAUACAAAAUGCAAAGACACAUGAAAAUGAGAUUAUUGCUGUGGCAGCUUUGGUUCAUCAUAGCUUUGCAUUAGAUAAAGCACCGCCACAGCCUCCCUUCCAGUCACACUUCUGUGUUGUGUCUAAACCAAAGGACUGUAUUUUUCCAUAUGCUUUUAGUGAAGAAAUAAAGAAAAAGAAAGUGAAGGUUGAGAUUGCUGCAACUGAGAGAACACUGCUAGGGUUUUUCCUUGCAAAGGUUCACAAAAUUGAUCCUGAUAUCGUUGUGGGUCAUAAUAUUUAUGGAUUUGAACUGGAAGUGUUACUGCAGAGAAUUAAUGUGUGCAAAGUUCCUCACUGGUCCAAGAUAGGUCGACUGAAGCGAUCCAAUAUGCCAAAGCUUGGGGGCAGGAGUGGAUUUGGUGAAAGAAAUGCUACCUGUGGCCGAAUGAUCUGUGAUGUGGAAAUUUCGGCAAAAGAAUUAAUUCGUUGUAAAAGCUACCAUUUGUCUGAACUUGUUCAACAGAUUCUGAAAACUGAAAGGGUUGUAAUCCCCGUGGAAAAUAUACGAAAUAUGUACAGUGAACCUUCUCAUCUGUUGUACCUGUUGGAACACACCUGGAAAGAUGCCAGGUUCAUUUUGCAGAUCUUGUGUGAGCUAAAUGUUCUUCCAUUAGCAUUGCAGAUCACUAACAUCGCUGGGAACAUUAUGUCUAGGACGCUGAUGGGUGGACGAGCUGAGCGUAAUGAGUUCUUGUUGCUUCAUGCAUUUUAUGAAAACAACUAUAUUGUGCCUGACAAGCAGAUUUUCAGGAAGCCUCAGCAAAAACUGGGAGAUGAAGAUGAAGACAUUGAUGGAGAUGUCAAUAAAUACAAGAAAGGACGGAAGAAAGCAGCUUAUGCUGGAGGCUUGGUAUUGGACCCUAAAGUUGGUUUUUAUGAUAAGUUCAUUUUGCUUCUGGACUUCAACAGUUUAUAUCCUUCCAUCAUUCAGGAAUUCAACAUUUGCUUUACAACAGUGCAAAGAGUUGCUUCAGAGACACAAAAGGUUACAGAGGAUGAAGAACAAGAACAGAUCCCCGAGCUGCCAGAUCGAAGCUUAGAAAUGGGCAUUUUGCCCAGAGAGAUCCGGAAACUGGUAGAGCGGAGAAAACAAGUCAAACAGCUAAUGAAGCAGCAAGAUUUAAAUCCAGACCUUGUUCUUCAGUAUGACAUUCGACAGAAGGCUUUGAAGCUCACAGCAAACAGUAUGUACGGCUGCCUGGGAUUUUGCUACAGCAGAUUUUACGCCAAACCACUGGCUGCUUUGGUGACAUACAAAGGAAGGGAGAUUUUGAUGCAUACGAAAGAGAUGGUACAGAAGAUGAAUCUUGAAGUUAUUUAUGGAGAUACAGAUUCAAUAAUGAUAAACACCAAUAGCACCAAUCUGGAAGAAGUAUUUAAAUUGGGAAACAAGGUAAAAAGUGAAGUGAAUAAAUUGUACAAACUGCUUGAAAUCGACAUUGAUGGAAUUUUCAAGUCUCUACUACUGUUGAAGAAAAAGAAAUAUGCUGCUCUGGUUGUAGAACCAACAUCGGAUGGGAAUUACGUCACUAAACAGGAGCUGAAAGGAUUAGAUAUAGUUAGAAGAGAUUGGUGUGAUCUUGCUAAAGAUACUGGAAACUUUGUCAUUGGCCAGAUUCUUUCUGAUCAAAGCCGGGACACUAUAGUGGAAAAUAUUCAAAAGAGGUUAAUAGAAAUUGGAGAAGAUGUGCUAAAUGGCAGUGUCCCAGUGAGCCGGUUUGAAAUUAACAAGGCAUUGACAAAGGAUCCUCAGGAUUACCCUGAUAAAAAAAACCUACCUCACGUACAUGUCGCUCUCUGGUUAAAUUCUCAAGGAGGCAGAAAGGUGAAAGCUGGAGAUACUGUGUCGUAUGUCAUCUGUCAGGAUGGGUCAAACCUCAGUGCGAGUCAGAGGGCCUAUGCACCUGAGCAGCUGCAGAAACAAGACAAUUUAACCAUUGACACCCAAUACUACCUGGCCCAGCAGAUCCACCCAGUUGUGGCUCGGAUCUGUGAGCCGAUAGACGGAAUUGAUGCUGUCCUCAUAGCAACAUGGCUAGGACUUGAUCCCACCCAGUUUAGAGUUCAUCAUUAUCAUAAAGAUGAAGACAAUGAUGUUCUAUUUGGUGGCCCAGCACAGCUCAGCGAUGAAGAGAAAUACAGGGACUGUGAGAGAUUCAAAUGCCCAUGCCCUGCGUGUGGGACUGAGAAUAUUUAUGAUAGUGUCUUCGAGGGUUCGGGAACUGAUCUGGAGCCCAGCUUGUAUCGUUGCAGUAACAUCAACUGUAAAGCUUCACCUAUGAACUUCAUUGUACAGCUGAGCAACAAAUUGAUCUUGGAUAUUAGACGUUGCAUUAAGAAAUACUAUGAGGGCUGGUUGAUUUGUGAGGAGCCAACCUGUCGAAAUCGAAUUCGACACCUUCCCCUUCAGUUUUCCCGAAAUGGACCUCUAUGCCAAGUCUGCAUGAAAGCUACACUUCGACCAGAGUAUUCUGACAAGUCCCUGUACACCCAGCUGUGCUUUUACCGGUACAUUUUUGAUGUGGACUGUGCACUGGAGAAACUUACUACCGAUCAUGAGAAAGAGAAAAUGAAGAAGCAGUAUAUUAACAAUGAAGUUCGUAAGAACUACAGAAAUCUCAAGAACAUAACAGAGCAGUUCUUGUCCCAAAGUGGCUACACCGAAGUGAACCUCAGCAAGCUCUUUGUGGACUGUGCUGUGAGGUCCUGAGGGCACUCCAGAAGUGGCCAUGGCGGGAGUGGUUGAAUGAAGAACCAAAGCCACUUCCUGGCACCUCCAUCACCUCCCUGGGGUCCUAACCGUUUCUCUGCUUCACUUUUCCACGUGGACUGCAUCUCAUGUUCACGUGCAUGUGGCUCGGGAAGGGGGUCAUUAAAGAAACUGAAAGAAUAUUUCCUCUACCAAGCAUCAGGGAAAAUGCAAACAGCCUUCCUCUUGCAAAAAAUGUACCACAUACUAUUGAAGAGCUAGCUGCUUUGGAUUCGGAUUCAGGACUGAAUUUUGAGGGAAGGGGUCAGUGAGAGAAGAGAAAUUAAUUGAGAGUGACCCCAAGCUGUGCCCCCAGGGCUUCAGCAGAGGUGCCCCCAGAAAGAGAGCUUUAGGGAGGCUGGUAGGAGCACUAACAUUUUGCCUUUUCACAUGCCAAUUAAACCCAGGCUCAAUCCAAGCGCUUCCCAGCCGCUGGCUGCAGGAGUGGCUGUCCUUUUCAGCCUUGUCUUUUAUAUACUAGUCGAAGGGGGGCGAUUGAGAAGCCCUGCACUCACUAAAUAGAUUAAACAGAGCUUACUUGUUUAUUGAACUGCUCCAAAGUCCAACACACACACACGCACAUGCACACUGGGCAGGUGUUUUACGCUCACAUUCCUGCUUUCCGUCUUAAGUAGAAAAUCCAAGUAAAGGUUUAUGCAGUGGGAAAGCACAUUUAAAAUACUUUGGUAUCCCAUAACAUUUCAUUAAAAAUGUGUCGAGUUUGGGGCGAGGAUCCUUGUGUGAUAUUCAGAGGGUUGGGUAAUUGCCUCUGGUGCUAUUUUUCUCAUUUGUUCUUUGCCAGAAGCUAAACGUACUUCGAUAUAGCAGUCUUUCCUUACAUUAUUGAUAAGUUUAUACUAACAAAAUAUAUUUCCCCUGUACAACUGUGCUUUAUUUUUAAAACUAUUUUCCUAUGUGGUGGUUGUUUUUUUUUUUUUUUAAUAAAUACGUUGUGCUUUAUUUUUUCACUUAAGAAUAAAGUUUUCUGAGGGAAACCAGUUGCAGUGAAUCCUUAUCAGGAACAAAACGUUGACUAGAGGGGGCAGUAAGGAAUAAGGGGUCCCCUUCCCAAACCUCAGCCUGGUUAGCAUCAGCUCAGAGAAGCUCCAUGUGAUAUAUGUCCUAAAGUCCUGAGUGACGUUCGGGAGAAUUUCUCUGGACUUCGGGUCCUUUAAGAG